GCGCUGUGCACAUUUACCGUGUAAUUGCGCCCCGCCAAUAUACACAAAGAAGUAGAAGCAGGGGUAGGAGAAAGCGAAGAAGAAGAACAACAGAGGCGCUAUCAGUUAGCUUGGCAGGUUACGUUGAGGAAAUUCUGAGAGUUGUCUUUCUUCAUCAUACUGCCUCCUCUUCGCCCCCUUCACAAGUGCUGCAGGAGUGUUGGGCUUUUAGCUCUCUUCCCGACCUGCCAACAUGCCAGCCGCACUUACAGAUUCCAGUCAGAUAAUCUGUGAAGUCUGGGCGAGCAAUGUGGAGGACGAAAUGAGGAAGAUCCGGCAAAUUAUUCAAAGCUACAAUUUUAUUGCCAUGGACACAGAAUUCCCUGGAGUGGUUGUCCGGCCAAUCGGUGAGUUUCGAAGCACAGUAGACUACCAGUACCAGCUGCUGAGGUGUAACGUCGACCUCCUGAAGAUCAUCCAGCUCGGCCUCAGUUUCAUGAACGAGGACGGAGACUAUCCUCUUGGCACGACGACGUGGCAGUUCAACUUCAAGUUCAACCUCACAGAAGACAUGUACUCACAAGACUCCAUAGACCUGCUCCAGAACUCCGGCCUCCAGUUUAAAAAACACGAAGAAGAAGGAAUUGACACACUCUACUUUGCUGAGCUCCUCAUGACAUCUGGUCUGGUGCUGUGUGAAAAUGUCAAGUGGCUUUCGUUCCACAGCGGCUACGACUUUGGCUACCUGGUGAAGCUCCUAACAGACACACGGCUCCCUGAGGAAGAACACGACUUCUUCCAGAUCCUCAACCUGUUCUUUCCCGCAAUCUACGACGUAAAGUACUUGAUGAAGAGCUGCAAGAACCUAAAGGGAGGGCUACAGGAAGUAGCAGACCAGCUGGAGCUAAAGAGGAUCGGGCGGCAGCAUCAAGCUGGAUCUGACUCUCUUCUCACCGGCAUGGCUUUCUUCAGGAUGAAAGAGCUCUUCUUCGAAGACAACAUUGACGACGCAAAGUAUUGUGGGAGAUUAUACGGCCUGGGCUCCGGCUCCACCCAACCACAGAACGGCCUCUCCAGCUCGGGCCAGGAGGAGACGAACAACAAGCACUGACUGAGCGCCCAAAUCUUCAAGUGGAAUACACACUUGUUUUAAAACCCAACCAGCAGAUUUCCCCUCUGAUUUCCCUCAACGAGACUAAACUAAAUAUAUUUCUUUAAAGUUUCUGACUGUAAGAUGGACAUGGACUCAGUGACAUUGGAUCCUUCACUGGCUCAGUCAUUUCUUUUUAGUCUCUUUUACUGAGUAUAUGGCCAUAUAUUCAGAACCAUUUUUUAAAUCUAUUUUUUUUUUUUUUUUUUUUACAGCAUUAGUGACCCCCCUUCUUUAACAGCAUGGGACCAGCUCCUCUAUCAUACUGUGAUUUCAGACCAAACCUUGCCAAAAACAGUCCGAUUCUUCAGUUCAGACGAUCCUUCUCGUCAGCGGGACUCGUCUCCUGUUGCAGGGAUUUCAUUUUUUAAGUUAAUGUUGGAAGGGCCUGUAAAUUAAAAUGUAUAAUUUUGAUGAAAAUAAAAAUGUUUUAGCUCUUUUCCACUUUCAGAAACUUUUAACGGUGGGCGUCAAAGUGUAUAACUGUGCUUGGUUAUGCAUGCGUUUCGAUUGGCAAACUACUGUCGUUCUGUACAUUCACCCACCACCACUGUCCACCAUCAGGUCUACAGAUGUGGUUAUUGUUGUUUUUACAUUCUACAUUGUUUUAAACAGUUGUAUAUUAAAUUGUUUUGUAUUUUGAAUGUAAA
Messenger RNA from Cottoperca gobio, 1779 nucleotides. RefSeq names its product CCR4-NOT transcription complex, subunit 8 (gene cnot8). The transcript has 7 exons. Gene Ontology annotation, cellular component: CCR4-NOT complex. Bases 233 to 1090 code for a protein of 285 amino acids. The record is from RefSeq and is a predicted model, not a curated record. Lineage: Eukaryota; Metazoa; Chordata; Actinopteri; Perciformes; Bovichtidae. Gene Ontology annotation, molecular function: nucleic acid binding; poly(A)-specific ribonuclease activity.